Molecule: messenger RNA, 9346 nt
Organism: Cheilinus undulatus (humphead wrasse)
Lineage: Eukaryota; Metazoa; Chordata; Actinopteri; Labriformes; Labridae
Gene: helz2a
Product: helicase with zinc finger 2a
Molecular function (GO): RNA nuclease activity; ATP hydrolysis activity; metal ion binding
Source: RefSeq, a predicted model, not a curated record
UCAGAAUGAGAGGAGACUGGUCCAGAGCUGGAGCGAGAACUACCUGGACAGGACACCUGGACAACUGAGAGCACGCGCUGCUGCUGCUGAUCUAAUACAAGAACACGGAGGAGCUCAGUGAGUCUGCGCGAAAUAACUGCUUCAAUUACGACUCGUUGGAUGAACCUGUGACAACUCUAAGCCUCCAGAUUUAAAGUUCUGAGACUUUCCUUUAUCUAAGAUUAUCUGAUUUAUACCCAAACUUCAGCCUGAACCAUCAGAGACUUCAUCAGUGACUGUUUUAGUUUUGCAGGGCGACUACGCCCUUGCCUCCUCUGUGUGCUCGCCGUCUCAUUAUGCCAGUGUCAUCAUGGCAGCCUGUGAGUCCAGACUGGCUCCUCUGCUGUCCACCCAUGACCUCAGACUGGCGUGCACUCGCUGUUCCAUCCAGGAGGCCGAGAUCACCUACACGUUAAAGUCAGAACAGCAUCAAUGUGAGCGCCACCUCCUGCUCUGCAGAGCCAAGAACGCUGUCAAAUGGAGGCCCAUCUUUAAGCGUCCCAAGUUCCCCAACCCAAACCGCUAUGAGGUCUGUUUGUUCUAUAGGGAGGGCGUGGGAUGCUCGCAGCACAAGAACCGCUGCAGCUUUGCCCGCAGUGAGGAAGAGGCCGCCGUGUGGAACUUCGAGAAACGACACCAGGUGGAUCACGCAUUGCUCUGUCAGCUGAUCGCUCCUGCUCCGUCUGAAAGGGAGCCAUACAACACCUCCAGAACCCUCGCCAACCUCCUGAAGACUCUGGAUCUGAAGGUUGGCUGUGAGCUCUGCUGCACCAAAGAGAAAGAAGUCACCUACAGAGUCCAGCAAGUCCACUACACCUGUAGAAGAACGCUGCUGCUCGCCAAAUCCAAGUCAUCUGAGCAGUGGCGUCCGGUUUCUGAGCGUCCCACAUCAGGACAGUUUGGUCCUAAGGUGAACUACCAGCAGUGCCGCUACUUCUCAGAGGGUUCUGGAUGCACGCUCCACAGACAGAAGUGCACAUAUGCUCGCAGCUUUGAGGAGGCGGCAGUUUGGAACGACAUCAGAGACCGGGACAUUGACCAGGACACGUUUAUGCGAGAGGUCAUCGAUUCUGAGCCGGCGCUGCUAACACCUGAGCACGCUGCUGAGAGCAUCCUCCAACAGUUCCCAGGGGAAUUCCUCCAGCUGUGUAAAGUCUGCUUCCAUGACAAAAAACUGAGCGGGAAAAGGUGGAACGCCACAUGUUCAGCAGACACCGCGCAUGCCUGGGAACCCAUCUUAGUGCAUCACAUGUCAGAGAGAGGCAGGAAGCACGUCUACAGCCAGGUGCGUCCUCUGCCGCCAAAGUCUCAGUUUAAGUUCUGCAGCCACGUCAAGCAGGGGAAGCCCUGUUGGCACCCAGCUGGUCACUGUGGCUCCGCCCAGAGCGAGGUGGAGAUGGCGGUGUGGAGGACAGAACAUGGUGGGCUCUCCGUCAGGCCUCGUCUACUUCAGCUGAGUCAGCAGAAUCAGUCUCAGCACAAUAACGGAGCCAUGUACUGUAAAGUCUGCCUCCUGGUCCUCUCCUCUCCAGAGAGCUUCUACAAACACUGUUCCUCCCUGGAGCAUGCUCAGUUACUCUCUGAGGACACCACCACCAGGUGGAGAGGGCGGCGGCCUCCACAUGGCCAGCGAGCUGACUUCUGGCUAUGUGACAGACCACUAACAUGUGAGUACGGAGACAAGUGUCCCAAAGCUCAUUCAGAGGAGGAGCUGCAGGAGUGGAUGAUGAGAGCUGUGGAGGAGAAGGAGAUCAGACACAACAUCGACGCUCAAGGCCUCAUGUGCUAUAAUGAGAAGCUCCUGGAGGAAUACAGGAACAGCAGCAAUGAGGUCUACAUCCUAUCAGAGCAUGUUGACGACGUCAGGAUCUCCUGUGAUGAAGAUUUAAACGUUGAGCGUGAGGAGGUCAAUGUGACCCUGCAGUGGCACUUCCAGGUUGAAACUGAGAGACAGCUUUUACACGUUGCCCUGCUGAAACAGGAACCUGGUGCUUCCUUCAGCCUCGGUCAAAUGAGUCCAGUUCCGUGCAUCUACUCGUCAGGAAAACUCUUCCUCAUCGAAGACACGACGUACGACAUCACCGUGUCUUUCUCAUCCAUGACCCCUGGCUUGUACGAGCAGUGGUUGGUGCUGGAUUUUGACAUGAGACCCGUCCUGCUGAGAAAACUCCAAGUACGAGUCGGACCGCCGCUUUUGGAUGAACCUGAAGAGCCCGCCUUGGACCACAGAGCCGCCUUUCAAACAACCGAGCGCUGGCAUCGAGGGAACAGGGUUAUCAUCCCGUGUUCGUCCAGGACAGAGGAGAAGGAGGAGCUGUUAAAGGAGUACAAACCACCACAGAUCAACUUCCUUUAUAAAUCCUCCCGCAACAACCAAACCCCUCUGGACCAUGGGAACUACAGAGAGAGGAUGCACCACUUCCUGUAUGAGGAGGAACGAGCAGAGGACCAGGUUGUUUCACGGCUAAACAUUUGUGGAGAAAUAAAAACCCUGGAUACUCUGAUGAGUACUAAGUUUGGGAUUAUGGUGGCUCCUCCAGGACAACUCUUCUGUGUUGUCUCCAUUCCUUGCUCCCUAACCCCAGACACUCCAGAGGGACAGGUGCUGAGAAGGAGCAUCCAGUCUGGCCUGAUCGCCUCUUCAUCUUCAAACUCAAAGGUCUACGAAGCCUCCAUCCUGCCGGACAAAACAAGCGAGAACCAAAUGCAUUUGCAGCUGUCUAAGAAGUGCUGCUCAGACCUUUCACUGAGGCGUAACCAGACGUACCAGAUGGAGGUUCAGUUCCAGCUAAACCGCUUCAGCUUCUGCACCAUGCACAAAGCUGUAGACCUGCUCCCUGACACAAGAAGAGUCCUACCAGACUUGAGACGCUGUGAAGUUCCUCAGAACAACAUCUUCCACGAGAAACUGAACCCAAAACAGCAGUCAGCACUCGACUUCAUCAUGGGGAACGCCCUGGACCCAAAGAAAGUGGCUCCGCUCCUCAUUUAUGGACCCUUUGGAACGGGGAAGACGUUCACCCUUGCCAUGGCGGCCAGAGAGCUGAGUGAGCGUCCUCAAAGCAAGGUGUUGAUCUGCACCUACACCAAUAGUUCUGCAGAUCUGUACGUCAGAGAUCAUUUCCAUCCCUUCAUCAACGACAGAAGCGACGGAUUGAGGCCAAUCCGAAUCAAAGCAAACAAACAAGGGAAAGCUUUGUUUGCCACGGAUGAGAUAACUCUUAAAUACUGUCUCCUCUCUGAUGAUGGCCAGCACUUUUUGCCACCAACCAAAGCCGCUCUUGAUGGCCACAAAAUAGUCAUAACCACCACAUCAAUGGCCAGACACUUCCAUGAGCUCAAGUCCAGACUUCAGCCACAUUAUUAUUGAAAGUAUUUGGUUUUGGCUGAAGAUGGAAACACAGCACGGCUUUGUUCACAUCUCAUGCUUAGUCUGUUCCACUUCUACCAAGGCCAGAAGAGUGAGGCAGCACAUGGCAGUCGGAUCAUCUUCAGUGAAAACUACCGCUCUACGGCAGAGAUCGUGGAGUUUGUGUCCACUUAUUUCUACGUGGGGAAGAACGACGUGAUUAAGGCUGAAGGAAAUAUCCCGCCUCCUGUCGACGGUCACGCCCUGAACUUUCACCAUGUGAGGGGAGAGUGUCUGCUGGACAUGGCAUCCAUGUCCUGGUACAACAAAGAAGAGGUUUCCAGAGUGGUCCAAGCGGUGAAAGAGAUCCUUAAACACUGGCCAUCGACCUGGGGCACCAAGGACCAGAGCUCCAUCUGUGUUCUGUCAGAGGGACAUCAGGUUCGGCUCAUUCGGGCAUCCCUAUCGAAGCGAGGCUUUCAUGAAGUCCACGCUGAGAAUCUUGCAAAUGUGCAAGGUAAACAGUUCAGGGUAGUCAUAAUAACCGCUGUGCAGACACGUCACAGCCUGCAGAGGUCUCACUUGGCUGGUCUGGAGCUGUUCAAUGACGCUCGUGUGUUAAACACGGCGAUUACCAGGGCUCAGUCCCAGGUGGUCGUGGUCGGAGACGCUGCCGCCCUCUGCUGCUUUGGAAAAUGCUCGGCAGUCUGGAAGAGCUACGUAGACCACUGCAUCAGCAACACCGCCGUUGAACCGAAGCAUUUAACAAAAGAGUUCUUUGAAAAGGACAUCCUGGAAACUGUGAGGUUUCAGAAGUGGGUCCAUGAGGAUGAGAGUGAUGUGCUCACUGACUCAAUACUUCAAGAGAUGAAGAAUGAAUAUGAGCAGGUGGAGUCAGAGUACAUCAGGACUGAAGAAAAACUUGGCGGUCCAAGCGCUGAUCAUCAGGGGUUAAACUCACUAAACAAUGAUGAAGACCAGCAACCAAAGGAGUACACACAUGGGAAGGUGAUCAGGGAGUCCUCGGGGAGAGGCUAUGUCAUACCGUUUCACAACCCUGCAAAUCAUGUGCACAUAAAGGGAAGAGACAACCUGGGGAAAGUCUUUUCCGGAGACGAAGUAGAACUAGAAGGAACGAGGGUGGUCAGCAUCACCAAGGAAGCUGAGAAAGCUCGUGUGCUCGUGUGCCUGCUGGAGGACGAGGACUACAGCAAACCAAGAAAAAACACUGAAGAAAGAUUCGUUAAAAGGUUGAUGAUUCCUCUCAAGAAAUCUGAGCCCAAAAUACGCAUUCUGAUCAACAAGAAAACACAAAACUUCAUGCCAAUAUGGGAGGAGAGUCAUGGCGAGUGGAAGGUUGUGGAUAGCAUACGUAUAAAUGAGAAUCUCAGGCUGAAUAAUGCCUUCCUGGUGCAAGUGAUAGGCUGGAAAGAACCUUGUCCUUUUCCUUUGGGGAGAGUUAUUGCUGUCAUUCCAGUGGGUCGAUCUCUGGCUGAGGGUCUACGGAUUCUAAAUGAAGAAUUCAAAGUUGAACCCAACGUGCGCACAUUAGAUGAUCUUUUCUCACAGGAAGACAGCGGGGCUCCCAGAGAAGACUUGCAUGAUGUGAUAACUUUCACUGUUGAUCCUGAAGAAGCAGAGGACCUGGAUGAUGCCGUAAGUGUCCAGGAAAUGGGAGACCACUAUGAGUUGGGAAUCCAUAUUGCAGAUGUUGCAAGCUACGUGCGUCCAGGUGAUGAAUUAGAUGAGUUCACAAAAAAACGUGGCACUUCAUAUUACUGUCGUGGUAAGAAUCCCAUUCACAUGUUCCCUGAAAACUGGAGCACGGAACACUUAAGUCUUCUGGAAGGUGAGGAACGAAGGGUGGUUUCACUGAUGUUCCAAGUGGACAAGGAAACACAUAAAGUCAAGGGAGAGCCCAGAUUCCAGCUGUCAGUGAUCAGGUCAGACAGGAAGUUGUCAUAUGAGAAGGCAGAAGAGGAGAUCACAAAAAGACAUGGAAGGAGACCUAGUUUUGCCACAGUGGGAGACUGUGUCAGCGUGGCAUACUGUUUUGCAAAAGCUCAGAGGAAGGAGCGGCUUGUGGAUUGGGCUUACUCCCAACCUGAUGAACAGAGAGUUCCUGGAAAGCGUAAAGCCCAUCUAAUGAUUGAGGAGCUGAGUGUGCAAUACAACAAACAUGCAGCCGAGACUUUGACUGGUUCAGACAGAACCAAGAACUGCACCCCUCUUCGCUGCCAGGGAGAACCGAAUCCUGAGAGGAUUAAAGAACUCCAGGAGAGAUGUGGAGGACUGAUCCCACUGUCCUUCGCUGUACGGGACAGAGUUAAAAAUGAUGGGCGAGUCAGAAACCGCGAAAACUUCCCCAUGCUCACUAAAGUGUGGAACGAUAUCCAGGACGCUGCUGCAGAUGAUGAUGUAGACAAACUGGUAGAUCUGAUUGCUGCAGAUGACAUCCACCCUCUUCUCAAGCCAGUCGUCAAUGAAUUCAGAGGGUGCUCGAGUAAAGCUUGUGUCAUCCCUUUCAGGACCUCCUCCAAUGAAGCAGAGGUUAGGCAUUAUUCACUGAGCAUACCUGUAUACACGCAGGCAUCGUCGCCAAUAAGGCGCUACAUGGACAUCAUCUUGCAGAGACUUCUGCAUUCCUUCAUUUGCAGCAGUGUCGUCCAGCACACUGUACAGGAGAUCACAAGUCUUUGCUGCGAAUUUGAGCAGACUUCCAAGAGUGCCAAGGAGUACGACCAAAAGGCUGAGCAGAUCUUCUAUGCUGUGAGCAUGAAGAAACAAAGCGCCACAAAGUUAGCCUUCGUUGUCAGUGUGGAAUCAGCCAAAGACAGCUUUGAAAUAUCGUUUCCUUUUAACGAGAACAUUUUUUCAAAGAGUUUCCCUAUGAUGUACAAGGAUUUGCAGCUGUGGGACCAACCUGAGUAUGACGAGGAAAAUCACCGUAUCAGACUUACAUGGAAAAAGUGCAUCUUUACGGUCGGCUCAUUGCAAAUGGAAGAGGAGUUAAGGAUGCCAGACAGUGGUCCCUGUGUUGAGCUUCCUUUAACAUUGUGGAAAGACACCAUUGGAGCGCUUGACCAAGAAAAUUGGAAAGUUGUAAAGGAUCUCAUCUUGAAAGGCAGCGCAAAGGGACAACAGAAAAGUGAAAAACUCCCUCAAGACUUACAACUCCCUCAAGAGCUUCCUCUGGCAGUCUUGAAUGACAUGACUGCAGUAGUUGACAAAGGAAACCUGGAUCAUGCAAAGCCCUGCACUGAUGGUAAAAGAAGAAAAAAUAAAAAAGGAAAGACCUUGCCCCAGUCAUCUGAGAUGUCUCCCCCAGUGACUGAAACAUGCAACUCAGAGGAUGAAGAGGAAGAACCAGGAGAAAGUGAGCAUGAGGUGGAUAUCAAGCUUGACCUAAAGGCAGGCAACACCCUUCUGGUCCAGAUGACCUCAGAGAUAAAAAGAGGCUACCAUGUGCCUGCCGUUCAGUUGAUCCGCAUCAAACCAAAGUUCGAGAUUUGCGUGGAACAUGUCCACAGCCCUAUCACGUGCUUCUCAAGGUCUGCAGAUGAUCCAGCAAAGAUUUACUACAGAGACAUCCAGGAGUAUCAAAAGAUCUGGAAACCGCUCUGUGAGAUGGAGUCUGCCGCCAACGCGGUGAACGAAGAGAACAGCAUCAUUAUCGAGGACCUGGUGGUAAACUUCAAACAAGAAAGCAGAGAAACUCUGACAGGAAGCUUCUUCCUACCUCAAGUGUGGAUCGAUGAUUGGGCGAUCGAGUUCAACCUUUCUAAGUGUUUUCUGUGCAUACGGAAAAGAGGUCUGGAGUUGGAUAUGGAGUCAGCACCGGAACAUUCUGCACUGGUGGACCCAAGGGAGUACACGUGGGUGGCCCACGGAAUAACAAGAAGGGUAGAUAAACGGAAUAAACCACAGGAAGGAAGUAAAGUGGAGUUUGACAUCAACCACCUGGCCAUGGACCACAAACCUGCUUGUGUCUUUCAGAAGGACACGCCCUUCACCGUUGAAAUCAUCCCGAAGUCUCUGCCUGAUGUCCGGAAAGAAGAUGCAGUUCUUAACGUCACAAAAGCAUGUGAUCUUGUCCAGACAAUAGCGCGGGGAUACUUUCCAAAAGAGAAAAAAGUCGAAAUGCCCUUUAAGAGGAUGAAGCUUGGAAACGAGCUGCCGGAUCUGAAUGCCAGUCAGCGUGAGGCUGUUAACACAGCUUUAAAUAAUAGCUUCACCCUCAUCCAGGGCCCACCUGGGACUGGAAAGACCAUUGUGGGCGUGUACCUGGUGUGUAAAUUCUUAGAGCUGAACUCUCAGACGCUGAGGGUCAAUGUGGACCCAAAGGACAAGAACAAGAGAGACGUGAUUCUCUACUGCGGACCCUCCAACAAGUCUGUUGAUGUUGUUGCAGAGUACUUGUUAAGGUUUGGGGACAAGCUGAAACCUCUCCGGGUCUACGGCCAACAAGUGGAGAUGGUGGAUUUCCCUUAUCCAGGCAGCACCCUCCAGGUUUCUCGUAGUGCACCCCGCCAAGGAGGCGCCAAAGAAGAGCUCAAGAGCAUCACUCUUCAUUACCGCAUUCGACAGGAACAAAACCCUUCCUCCGGUCAAAUCAAGGAGUUUGACGAACGAAUCAGACGUGCCCGAGAGACGAAGAAGAAAUCUGACCAGCUGACUGAUAAAGAGGUUAAAAAAUACAAGGAGCUUCUCCAGGACGCUCGGAAGUAUGAGCUUGAACGCCAUGACAUCAUACUGUGCACAUGUACUCAGUCAUCCGCGCCAAUCUUGAAGAACACAGUGAGGGCUCGUCAGAUCCUCAUCGAUGAAUGUGCGAUGGCCACUGAACCCCAGGCUCUGAUUCCAUUAGUCUGCAACAAGCCAGAGAAGAUCGUCCUCAUCGGUGACCACAAACAGCUUCAGCCUGUUGUGAGGAACGAGCAUGUGAAGAAGCUGGGGAUGGCCAAGUCUCUGUUUGAACGCUUCUAUACGAUGCCAGAGAAGAAAGCAGUGAUGCUGAACAUCCAGUACAGAAUGCAUCAUGAAAUCUGUGAGUUCCCAUCCAAACAAUACUACGAAGGAAAGCUUCAGACGGGGGUGGACCCGCCACGCAGUGCCCUGUGUGUCGGAGACAAGUCGAUGCGGAUCAUUUUUGGAGACUGCAAAGGAAAAGUCAUCAGUCUGGUUGUCAACACGGCCAAGGGGAACGAGAACUCCAAAGCAAACAAGGAGGAGAGAGUCAGAGCGGUUGGAAUCGCUGAAAAGCUGGUGAAGGAUGCCAAAAUCAACCAGGAGGAUAUCGUGAUUCUGUCACCUUAUAACGCACAGGUUACUGAGAUCAAGGAACAUCUGAAGAAGAGGAAACUGGAUAAGAUCACGGCAACGACGAUCACUAAGAGUCAGGGAAGUGAGUGGCGCUAUGUGAUCAUAUCCACGGUGAGUUCUCUGCCGACUACAGAGAUCAUGACAGAACCAGAUGGAGCCUGGCUGUCUAAACAUCUGGGCUUCGUGGGGUUCUCCAACCAGAUAAACGUGGCCAUCACCCGAGCCAAGGACUGCCUGUGCAUCAUCGGAGAUCAGGAGCUGCUGAGCUGCAGCAGAGCCUGGAAGAAACUCUUGAGCCACUACCUGAGUGUCGGAGCAGUGACCAACGCAGAGAAGAUCUCAGUUAAACUUUAGGGUAGAAUGUUUCUCUGGGAUAGGUGGUACAUGUUCACCAAGACUGGUCCGGCACGGUACAGAAUUAUUUUAGAACUUGUGUUUUGGUUUGAAGGACACCAGUUAUACAUAACUAGGGACGUGGCUGAUACGACUACAAGCCAGCGUGUAUGCAAAAGGCAAGGACGGAAUGUUUAACAAGCUUUGAUGACAUCAAUUUCAAAGGCAAGGAUGAAACGUUUAACAAGCUUUGAUGACAUCAUUUUUAAAGGCGAGGAUGGAAUGUUUAACAAGCUUUGAUGA